Messenger RNA from Amoebophrya sp. A25, 915 nucleotides. NCBI's taxonomy places the organism in Eukaryota, Dinophyceae, Syndiniales, Amoebophryaceae. The record is from the annotation of a GenBank genome assembly.
CAGUCAUGAAAGACCUGCAGGAGUCCACUUUUUCAAAGACUUCGACCAAAGAAAACGAUGUAAAGAAUAUUCUCCGGGUUAUAAUGAUGUAAAUGCUAGUACUUGCGCGAGUUUUUAUUUGAAUUUGAAAAAUCAUCAAGAAAGGAUAGAAAACUCAUGGCUUUCCCUAGUCAACAGCAGAAAACUCCUGAAGGGUUUCUGCGAAGCAAGUACCUUGUCGAUAUUUUUAAAGAAAAGUGCGGACCUUCCUUGUACAAUCAUCAUGGCGAGGCCAUGCUCUUCAUUUUCUCCAUAUGUUGUCUAACUAUUUCUAGAAGUGGCUCUAUAGGUGGAGAAGCAUUUUUUAUUACACAGUGAAAAAAAUUGCGUCUCCCUGUAAAUAGUGCCAUAUUGAUUUAGAAGAUGGCGCCGGAAUAUGUUGGCCUUGACCAGAAGCAGCGUUUCCAUUUUUUUGCUAGAAGUAUCAGCCAUUCUAGACUAUUUUUUCAAGUGCAAGUGCUCCAGUCAUUCUUGAUCGAUCUUGGCAGUAGUUCAGAAGGGCUACUUGAGCUGCUAUAGUGAUGGUGAGCGCUCCUUUUCAGGAACAGCGCUCACGAUCGUCCUCCGAUCGAGAGGUGAACUCGGGCGCUUUGCUGUACAGGUGUUAUUUUUCAAUAGAUGGCGUCUUUGCGUACUGUCAAGGCUGGGAAGUACACAGGCAAACUCGAUGCCAUCAUCAUCGUCAUCAUUAUCAUCGUUUAAUUAUCGUCGUCAUUUACAUUCGGCAUAUUUCUGGAUAUAGACUCUUCUGCAACUCAAACUCUCGAGAUGUUAUACGCAACUUCUGCAUCUGCGCUGCAAGUGGGUUACUUUGCUAAAGCCGAAUAGCUGGCGGCAGUUGUAAUAGCUACUAUUCGUCGUGUGGGAAGAACAAGG